Molecule: messenger RNA, 2455 nt
Organism: Cuscuta epithymum
Lineage: Eukaryota; Viridiplantae; Streptophyta; Magnoliopsida; Solanales; Convolvulaceae
Source: the annotation of a GenBank genome assembly
GUAACAAACAUCUUUAUUUGGCAGCCCAUUCUGUCUGUAAAACUGAUACCGUAUCUUAUCUGCUUCAAAAAUCGCAUGAGACAGAUGUCUUACAAAAUUGUGAAAAUUUUAAUCGAUUCGCCACGAAAUCAGUAGCUAUCUAACUGUCCGAGAUCUUGGCACUCACCUUCCACUUUAAAAGCCGAAGAUCAAUCAUACUUGACAACCAAUUUAUCUGAAAGAUAUGAUUAAUUUUCGGAACUCAACCAUUUUGUGCUGUUUGUUGAUACUGAUUGCAUCUUCAUGUUCCUGUUACUCGGAGGUUUUGAUCUCCGUUUCUCCGAAGACUUUAGUGAAAACUGGUGACUCCGUGACGAUACGGUGGUCCGGCGUCGAAUCUCCGUCGAAGCUCGACUGGCUCGGGAUUUAUUCCCCGGCCACUUCCUCCCAUGACAAUUUCAUCGGCUACGUGUUCCUGUCGUCUUCGCCCGGAUGGGAAUACGGGUCGGGUUCGAUUUCCAUCUCCUUGGUCAAUCUCCGGUCGGCUUAUCAGUUCCGGCUCUUCCGGUGGACUGAGGAAGAGGUUGAUGACACGCGCAUGGACGACGAUCAUAACCCGUUGCCGGGAACCGCACAUGUGCUGGCGGAGUCGGAAGAGGUUGGAUUUGAGACGGGUUGGGGCCCGGAGCAGGUUCAUUUGUCACUGACGGGUCAGGAUGGGGAGAUGCGGGUCAUGUUUGUGACUCACGAUGGGAAGGAGAGUUUUGUCAGGUAUGGGUUGGCCCGAAAGAACUUGGAUCAGGUAGCGGGUACUCGGGUCGGGAGGUAUGAGAGAGAACAUAUGUGCGGUGCUCCAGCAAAUCAGAGCAUUGGAUGGAGAGACCCUGGGUACAUGCACGAUGGUGUUAUGGUCAAUUUGAAGGAUGGAAGGAAAUAUUUCUAUCAGGUGGGAAGUGAUACAAGGGGAUGGAGCAACAUUUACAGCUUUGUAUCCCCUGAUCGCAACUCAAAGGAGACAAUUGCCUUCUUGUUCGGUGACAUGGGGACUUCAACACCUUACAAUACCUUCCUGAGAACUCAAGAAGAGAGCAACUCAACCAUCAGGUGGAUCAUUCGCGACAUCCAGGCUGUAGGUGACAAACCAGCAAUGAUCUCACACGUUGGGGAUAUUAGCUAUGCCAGAGGCUACUCCUGGUUGUGGGACACCUUCUUCAACCAGAUUGAACCGAUCGCGUCCAUGGUUCCCUACCAUGUUUGCAUAGGCAAUCACGAAUACGAUUGGCCAACACAGCCCUGGAGGCCAGAUUGGGCUGUCCCGAUUUACAAGCAAGACAGUGGUGGUGAGUGUGGGGUUCCCUACAGCCUCAGGUUCAACAUGCCCGGGAACUCCUCAGAACCGAAUAGCGCCAUUGCUUCUAUUGGAGGAAAGGCUCCAAUGACGCAAAACCUUUACUACUCACUGGACGUUGGAGCUGUUCACUUUGUGUACAUAUCGACAGAGACAGAUUUCCUCCCAGAAAGUAACCAGUACAGGUUCCUCAAGGAAGACUUGGAGUCGGUUGAUCGGGGGAAGACACCAUUUGUGGUUGUUCAAGGGCACAGACCAAUGUACACAACCAGCAGCGGCCACAAGGAUGCUCCCGUUAGGCAGAGAAUGGUUCAGCACUUGGAGCCUCUUCUUGUCAAGAACAGGGUCAGUCUGGCCCUAUGGGGACAUGUCCACCGCUACGAAAGGUUUUGCCCUUUGAAUAACUUCACAUGUGGAAACCUGGAGAUGAACGGUGAUGAUGAUUGGAAGGCUUUCCCUGUGCAUGUUGUGAUUGGGAUGGGAGGACAGGAUUGGCAGCCUGUUUGGGAGCCAAGGAUUGACCAUCCGUCAGAUCCCGUUUAUCCUCAGCCCUUGAGGUCUGAGUUCCGGGCGGGGCAGUUCGGGUAUGCAAGAAUUGUUGCUGACAUAGACAAGCUGAGGUUUUAUUAUGUGGGGAAUCAUGAUGGGAAAGUGCAUGACGUGGUUGAAAUCAUGGCUCCAAAUCGGCUGGUUGUUGACUCUGGUGCUGCCUCACUUUAUGAUGAUUUAUAAAUUGUAAGCUCUGUGACUUCUUGUCAUUGAGACAUUGAUGAAUAAUAUCAGGUGGUCACCAAGUUUAUCUUAGCUCGACUUGUACCGUACAAAUAAUCUAGCAAUGCUUGAUGCUCUUCUAUGGGGGAAAACGGAAAAACUCAAGUUGAAGGCGAGAUGUGGAAAAAAGUGGGCAUGGUGUUCACGGUGUGUAGUAAAGAGCAAUAUAUAGAGAUGAAGAGAAAAGGUAUGUGGGAAAGAUAUGAACGCCUUGUAUGGUGUUUGAGCAGAUAUGGAAUUGAAAUAUCAAGUUCUUUUUAAAAAUAAAAUAAAAUAAAGUGAUAGUUACACAGUAUUAUUUUGGGUCAAGUUCUUUUCAACGAGAGAAAAGGGGGAGAACUCUUCGUUAUAGGCUGG